CUGUGACUUCUUGCCAUUACCCCCAAACUAACAUAUGCUUCUGUGGAGAGAUGUGAUAGACCUCUUUUAGAUGAACCCUUCUUAAAAACUGAUAACUGAGUGUUGUGAUAGACAGAACUGUGUUUUAUUGUUGUCUUGCAGGGCUUCAGUUACUUGAUAUUCUGCCAAAGUUGAGGGAGCAGGAGGAUGAAGACUUGAUUAUUCAAUGUGAAGCUUUUGAAGAGGCAAUGGCUGAAGAUGAGGAGGAGCUGCUGCGGGUCUAUGGGGGCAUUGACAUGAGUAAUCACCUGGAGGUUUUCACUACACUCUUUAACAAGGUGAGUAGCUCUCCAGCCUCUCUCCAGCUGCUGUCCAUCCUGCAGACUUUGUUGGUGCUGGGGCCGGGCCGCUCUGAUAUCUGGCUGGCUCUGGAGGCCAUCACUAAUAGAGCCAUACUGCUGGCCCAGGACUCUCAGAUAGAGUCCUGUGAUAAGAUCAUGCAGCGGCUGAUGUUCUCCAAAGGCAAGAGCUGUGAGGGUCAUCAUGAAGUGGACGGGCAGCUCAUGAAAAUGCAUAAAGCCGUGCAGACUGAUCUGGAUCAUCAGGGCAAAGAAAUGUCAGACAAAAGCAUAAAGUCCUCUCAGAAGCCGCUGUGUGUCGCUCCUCCCCCUCCACCCCCACCUCCUCCUCUACCACCUAGUAUGACUGGGCCCCUGGGCCAGCCUUCUAACCAGUGUCCCCCACCACCUCCUCCUCCACCGCUACCUGGAGGGUUUGGUGGGCCCCCACCACCUCCUCCCUUGCCUGGAAUGCAGCCACCACCACCACCACCACCACUGCCCUGUGGCCCAGGCAUGUCUGCCCCACCACCUCCUCCACCACUACCUGGAGGGUUUGGUGGACCCCCACCACCACCUCCUUUACCUGGCAUGGUGCCUGCUCCUCCUCCUCCCCCAGGCAUGGUAGUGGCUCAGAGUAGCCAGGCCCUAGGGUUUGCUGCACCCACAAAGGCAAACAGAUGCCCGACCCUGAGGAUGAAAAAGCUCAACUGGCAGAAACUCCGCACUGUUACUGAUGGUCACUCCAUGUGGGCCUUGGUUCAGAGAGAGCCUCCUCCUCGGGAGCCGGACUACAGCAGUAUUGAGCAGCUGUUCUGUCUCCCAGUGACCGAGCACAAAGACAAGGGGGCAGCUGCUCCUGUCAAGAAGGAGCCUAAAGAGAUUACAUUCAUUGAUCCAAAGAAAAACCUAAAUUUGAACAUCUUCCUAAAGCAGUUCAAAUGCACGAAUGAGGACUUUGUAGCCAUGAUUCAGAAUGGGGAUCGUGCUAGGUUUGAUGUUGAAGUGCUAAAACAGCUUCUAAAGCUCCUACCAGAGAAGCAUGAGAUUGAAAAUUUGAAGUCCUUCCAAGGAGAUAAAGACAAGUUGGCAAAUGUUGACCGCUUCUACACCUCCCUCCUCACUGUGCCAUGUUAUCAGUUGAGGAUUGAGUGCAUGUUGUUGUGUGAGGAAACUUCAUCAGUGUUGGACAUGCUGAAACCUAAAGUUAAGCUGGUGGAGGAGGCCUGCCAGUCUCUGAAAACGAGCACACUCAUGCCCAGUUUCUGCAAGCUCAUCCUUGACGUUGGAAAUUUUCUCAACUAUGGAAGUCACACAGGGAAUGCCGAGGGGUUCAAGAUCAGCUCUCUGCUCAAGCUUACAGAGACCAAGGCCAACAAGAGCCGCAUUACGCUGCUUCAUCACAUCCUGGAGGAGGCAGAAGCGAACCACCCGGAGCUCUUGGCGCUGCCAGAUGAUAUAGAGAUCUGUGAAAAAGCAGCAGGAGUUAAUCUGGACUCUGUUCAGUCAGAAGCCAAUGGGCUACUAAAACGACUCAAUGACACGGCCAAGAAGGUCUCCAACUCUGUCGAAGAGAUGAAGGCGCAAUAUGCAAAAGUUCUUGAGGACAGUCUGGAGGCGUGUCAAGCUUUAACAGAGAGGUUUGCUGCCAUUGAGAAGCAGAGGAGCGAGCUGGCCGUCUACUUAUGUGAAGAUGCCAAUCAGCUGUCGCUUGAGGAACUCUUUGGAACCAUUAGGACUUUCCGAGGACUUUUCAUCAGGGCACUCAAGGAAAACAAAACUAGAAGAGAGCAGGCGGCCAAGGCUGAGAAGAGAAAGAAGCAGCUGGCAGAGGAAGAGUCCAAGAGACAGAAGGGAGAUAAUGGAAAAAUAAUCAAGAAAGGCUUUGUGCCACAGGACGACGGCUGCAUCAUCGACCAUCUCCUGGCGGAUAUCAGAAAAGGUUUCAGCCUUAGAAAGACCAGGCCAAGGUGCGAUUCGGAAAGCCUCCCUUCUAGUGAAAUGCGUAGGAAUACCUGCCCAUCUGGAUCAAGUGUGAAGCCUGUAGACGAAGAAGCCGUAGAAAUGGCCACCGAUCCCACCAAACCUCAGCCAGAGGGUCACCAGGCAAGCACAGGUGGAGUGAACGGCUUCAUCAGCCCAUCAGAAGAGACUCCCCCAGCACCUCAGAGGGCAGCGCAAGGCGGACAAGCUGUACCUCCCAACACACUCCCACAAAGGCCAGUCAUAACGAUGCAGGCACCCCUGGAAAGACCUGCAUUGCUGCAGCAGGGGCAUUGUCCCAAGAAACCAGCAGCGUCUUCACUAGAUAUGACACGACCUUCGGCUCAGGUUGAAGUGGAACAUCCACCAUGUCUCUCCGCAAAUGGCUUUUCAUUGGAUUCAAGUGAGACCAGCAUCCUCAGCCCAUCUUCCCUCUCAGAUUCAGACCUGCUUAAUGCCAUGUUAGAUGGCACACGCAGCCUGGUACCUGAGAAGUCGAUGCCUGAGGAGUCAGCGGACAUUAGUGUGAAUGUUCAGAUCAAGGAAGGCCCUUUACCUAAUACAGACAAUAUGACGCAGAGCAGUGAAAGCAAUAUAAUGGGAGGUGGGAAAGGCGAAACUAGUAAUAAAGUAAGCCAUUUAAUAGAGACUGUAGGACAAGAGAAGGGUCAAGAAGAGCAGGAACACAUUAUUGUCAAAACGCCCAGCCAAGGAGAGGUCAUGAGUUACAAACAUUCAGACUCUAAAAGUAAUGUGACGACACUCAGCGAGGGCAUCGAGGGGUGUGAUGUUCCAGAUGGACUGGGAUCAGAAGAUCUGCCAUCUGCGUCUGAAGUGGUGCCUCCAUCCCUUAAGCCAGAACCAAAGAAACGACAGAGCCUCUUUAAACGAAACAAAAAGAAGAGUAAUCAAGGUAACAGUGGGAAAGGACACACUAAACAUAAAAAAGGCUGUGUGUUGCAGUGAGGUGCCUCCAGAAAAAGGAAAUCAAGAGGAAAAAGAACAUGUUAAUUUCAGUUCUGAACUGGAAGGACUAAAGUAUAUUUUAUUUUUUGGGACAUGAAUAUUGACUCCUUCAAGAGGAUGCAGAAGUCUUCCUUUUGAAAUGAGUUGUUUUCAAAGACCAAGUAGAGGAAGCACAUCUAAGGCUGGGAUGUUCACAGCAUGGAUGUUCACAUGUCACUUUAUGUAAAUUAGUUUUAGUUUUUGUGUAAAUGAGUGGUUUUGAUUCAGAACUAUUCAAAAAAAAAAGUUGAAUAUGCUUUAUAUGUUUUGUACAAUUGUUGUAAUAUGCCGUGAAUGUUUUUUGCUAUAAGCUCUAUUUACCGUUCAGCCGCUUUAGAAGGAAAGAUUGCGGUGUUUGCUCCAAGAUAUUUAAUUUAACACAUCUAAACCAAACCGCUUGAAAGUCAUGUCAUUCCUUUCUAUAUUAUCCAGAUGAGCUCCAACGGGAAAUAUAUGGAACGCAUUGAAUGCAUUGUAACUUUUAAUGUUCGAUAUAUUUUAAUAAAAGUCAAUGUACUGUU
Molecule: messenger RNA, 3826 nt
Organism: Micropterus salmoides (largemouth bass)
Lineage: Eukaryota; Metazoa; Chordata; Actinopteri; Centrarchiformes; Centrarchidae
Product: inverted formin-2-like
Exons: 19
Coding region: 228-3266 (1012 amino acids)
Molecular function (GO): actin binding
Source: RefSeq, a predicted model, not a curated record